Messenger RNA from Linum tenue, 585 nucleotides. The record is from the annotation of a GenBank genome assembly. NCBI's taxonomy places the organism in Eukaryota, Viridiplantae, Streptophyta, Magnoliopsida, Malpighiales, Linaceae.
AUGGCCGCCGGAAGGGAACCCUUCAACAUGACGCCCCGGCCAACAACUUCCGAUGAAACCACCGCCGGCAUGGCAGCAGCAGCAGAACGCUCCCCCUGGCAUUCCCCAGUUCCUUACUUGUUCGGCGGAUUGGCCGCCAUGCUCGGACUGAUAGCUUUCGCGCUCUUGAUCCUCGCCUGCUCCUACUGGAAGCUUUCCGGGUACUUGGAAAACGACGGCGAGAGAGAUCUGGAGGCAGGGGAAGGCAGCGGGAAGGAAGGGGGCGAAGGUGAGGAGAAGAAGGCCAAGGAGUACGACGAGAAGUUCUUGGUUAUCAUGGCCGGACAGGUGAAUCCCACUUACCUCGCCACUCAAGUCUCCAGCCGGUCGUUGUCUUUCGGCGUCGGCGAGAAGGCUUGCUCGUGCGGCGAGAAAGAAGGGAAAUUGGAAGGUGGGAAACAGGGGAGUGAUGGUGAAGAAGAACAUGUUGGAAACGACAGGGGAAUUUCGCGUGACGCCGGUGAAUCUUCUUCUUCUUCGUCGUCGUCGGUGGCAGCUGCAACGGCGGCAGCGACGGAUGAGGAGGAAACGAUAGCGCCGCAUUGA